Molecule: messenger RNA, 1540 nt
Organism: Spinacia oleracea (spinach)
Lineage: Eukaryota; Viridiplantae; Streptophyta; Magnoliopsida; Caryophyllales; Amaranthaceae
Product: glucan endo-1,3-beta-glucosidase-like
Exons: 2
Coding region: 160-1203 (347 amino acids)
Biological process (GO): carbohydrate metabolic process
Molecular function (GO): hydrolase activity, hydrolyzing O-glycosyl compounds
Source: RefSeq, a predicted model, not a curated record
CAUGAGUAUUAUUUGUGUUUUGGAACCAUUGACUUGGUAGUUGACCUGAUAAUUCAAGCUUAUGUUCUCACACUGCUAUUGCUUCUAUAUAAAGAGCCAUAUACAAAGGACAUUAAGCUAUCAAGUAAAUCAAUACUUCAAAAUUUUCGAUAUUUUUCCAUGGCUGUCCUAAGCAACAAUCCUCACAAGGCUAUUGCCGCGACAUUGUUCAUCGUGGCAUUCGUAUCGCUUAGUCUGCACUUUACAGAUGCACAAGUUGGAGUAUGCUAUGGAAUGCUUGGAGACAACUUACCUACCGAAAAAGAUGUAGUGCACCUCUACAAAUCCAACGGCAUAAGGGCAAUGAGACUCUAUAGUCCUAACUUAGCAACUCUCCAAGCCCUACAAGGCUCGGGCAUUAAACUCAUGCUAGAUGUACCGAACGAAACGGUCCCAUCCCUCGCGUCAUCCGAUCCAUCAUCGGCGAUGCAAUGGGUCACGACUUAUGUCGUCCCCUUUGCAUCGUCGAUUAAAUACAUCGUCGUAGGGAACGAGAUUCACCCGUCCGAUAAACAAGCCUCCUCGGUCUUACCCGCCAUGCAAAAUGUUCUAAAUGCACUCAAACAAAACAAAUUAGGAGACCUAAUUAAGGUUUCUACGUCAAUUGAUACAACCCUAAUCGUAAACUCGUACCCGCCAUCCGACGGUCAAUUUAACGACACGUCGUCGUCGUAUACCGCCCCGAUAAUAAAGUUUUUAUCCACUAAUAAAUCCCCCUUGUUAGUGAACGUGUACACUUAUUUUGCUUACGUUAGUAACCAGCGCGAUAUUAGCCUUAAUUACGCGUUAUUUACCUCCCCCGGGACCGUGGUUACCGACCCUAAUAACAACAAGAAUUACAAAAACUUGUUCGAUGCAAUGGUAGACUCGGUGUACGCGGCGCUGGCGAAGGCCGGUGCGCCGAACACGGCCGUCGUGGUGUCAGAAACCGGAUGGCCGUCGGACGGCGGUGACGCGGCUACGGUGAAUAAUGCGGGGACUUAUUAUAGGAACUUGAUUAAUCAUGUGGAGCAAGGGACUCCUUUAAGACCAGGGCAGGCUAUUGAGACAUACUUGUUUGCAAUGUUUGAUGAGGAUAAGAAAAUUGGGGCUAAUACUGAGCGCAAUUUUGGACUUUUUACUCCCACUAAGCAUCCUAAAUAUGGCCAACUCAACUUUAGUUGAUAAGAACUCUUUUUUUUCCCCAAUUAUUCCAACUUUCUUUUCUUUUGUUAUAAAAAUUAAAUGUUUUUUUUGUGUGUGUACCACCCGGUUCACCUUUAUGGCUAAUCCGGAUUCGGGGCGAGUUCUGAGUGGAUAUGUUUCAUUCCCCUCCCAAUUGUUGUUGCGGGGGAUCGAACACGGGUCCUCCCUACCAAGUUCAGCCUCAAUCACCACUGAACCAACAAUCAAUUGGUAUAACACGUUUGCCGGUUAUGAUGAACAUUUUACGUAUGUAUUUGUAUUUCACAAUGAAGUUUAAGAUUGAAGUAUGAGAUAUAAAAUGUUAUGUUUCCCCUUU